Messenger RNA from Serendipita indica DSM 11827, 1017 nucleotides. Lineage: Eukaryota; Fungi; Basidiomycota; Agaricomycetes; Sebacinales; Serendipitaceae. The record is from the annotation of a GenBank genome assembly.
AUGUCGUCGCCGACCACGACCAGAGCAAGACCCAGACGCGCUUCACGCGCUGCAGUAGCGACCUCUAUCGACGAAAAUGGACCUUCGAGUGACGCUGUCAUGACGGAUGAAGACGCCCCGGCUGCCCUAAAACCAGCAGCGAAGAGCCAAGUCAAAAGGCGUGGACGGAAGAGCCAAAAGGUUAUUGAAUCGGAUGAAGAAGAGGACGAAGAUGGAUAUGAGCGAGGGAAGAGUUCAACCAUGGCCUAUGCGGCCACGCCAGAGCAGAGUCAAGGAGAAGGAACACUACCAGCUCAGGAGAUGGAUAACGGGGAUAUUUCACUUGGAUUAUUCGAGGACGAUGCCAUGGGUUCAACCACGCCACAGGUUCCUCCAGGUGUCAGCCCUCUCAAGAAGAACGGAGCCAUGAUGCGGAGGACGAAAAAGAAGGCUGCUUCUGCUACACCUUCUAGGGGUGAAGAUGGAAAGAUGACAGAUUCAAACACCAUGGACGUCACAGAGAGCCAAGCGUCCACGAAUGCCGUGGGCGAGUCGCAAGCGGUGAUUGGACAAGCCAACGUGUCGACUCCUAAUCCUACGUCAAAAGCGUCGAUAUCUACACCAGGUACACUUUCUAGUCAGCCAGAAGGUACGACGAAGCGAAAGGAAAUGGAGGGCGGUAGCAGUGCUCCCGAGCGGCCAGCCAAACGUGCCAAACUUCCUCCGAUAAAGAAACACGCUGUGACGCCUGGAAGUGGUACACCAUCUGGGAGUACGGUGGACAAGCUUGCCGGAAAGAUUGGACGCGAAAGACAGAUAGUGGACGGUCCAGUCACGAAUGACAUUGACCUCAGGAAUGAGGAUGCAUUUGCACAGCUCUUUAAAAAGUCGGGUACGGGGAAAAGCGAGGCUCGAUACGACUUGACGACCUCGGAGAAGAUGGAGCAAAAGAAGGCAGAGCUGAGUCGACUCAGAGAAGAAUACGUUACAAAGAAGAACAAAGCAAAGGCAAGCUGUCCUAUACGAGACUUACAAUGA